Molecule: messenger RNA, 11957 nt
Organism: Anopheles coluzzii
Lineage: Eukaryota; Metazoa; Arthropoda; Insecta; Diptera; Culicidae
Gene: RhoGEF2
Exons: 25
Coding region: 830-8047 (2405 amino acids)
Biological process (GO): G protein-coupled receptor signaling pathway
Cellular component (GO): cytoplasm
Molecular function (GO): G protein-coupled receptor binding; guanyl-nucleotide exchange factor activity
Source: RefSeq, a predicted model, not a curated record
CCGUUAUUUUCCCUGCACCACGCGAGCGGGUAGGACGUGUAUACACUGUCGCUGCUAGUGGGUUGCUUCACGCACAUCUUCUACGGUACACACAUAGAGACAACCAAGCAGACACAGUGAGCGAAGCGAGUUGCGAUCGAAUGCAUCGCAGCCGUGCGUGCACCAGCCCUGCCGCCAAGUUUCAGUUGUUUGUUCCCCUAUUGUUCACCCAAUACACACAAUUUGUGCGUGCGUGCGUGCCUGCUGCCGUUGUGCUCGUUGGUUUACACAUAUCCCCCAAUCGUGUUUGUGUGUGUGUAUGUGUUUCUGUGUGAGUAAAGAUAGAGGCGAAGGUAUCCAGGUGUUUGUGUCAGUGUUUGUGUGUCUAUGAGCAAAUCGUACAGUACAGUAAAGUGCGUGAAUGAGUGACUACCGCCCGCAUAUGAAGCAGGGGGUGGUUUUGUUUCCCCUCCCGUUCCAACCAGUGUUGCCAGCGAAUGCCACACAGUGACGGACGGGGAGGAACAGUGCGUGAAUGUGUGGAAGUGGCGGGGAGUGUGUGUCGCGCGCGAAUCGACGCAUGAGUACGCUUGGGUAGGGUAGCCUCCCCAGCCAGCUCUUUCACCCCGCCCUUUCGGUGGGAGUGUUUUUGUCAGGAAGGGAAGGAACACGAACUUCUUCCCCAAAGGAACUGACAAAACCAAAGCAAAGCAACACCGGAAAUUAGAGAUUAAACGGAGAGAAACAGAGGAAGCGAGUGAGAUUAAGGGAGUCAACAUACCCCGUAAGGGCCCACACAAUCCGUGCGAAAUCCGUGUGGAUUGGUGCGUCUUCCGCGAGCGCAGGCUUCAUGGAGAACAAUCUGUCAUCCAACGCUGGACCGCCUGAAAGGUCUCCCGUACACAAUCAAACCAGCCGCAUCCCAACGAACCAAAAUGGCAGUGCAGGAUCCCCCCGACAACAGCAGCAGCAGCAGCAACAGACACAGCAACCGAGGCCCCAAACGCUGACGCCCACCCGCGAAUCCCCGGCCAAUGGGUCGAUGGCGAUGCAGACGCUCGUCGUCACGGUGAACAAGGAUGCGACCGGGUACGGCAUGAAGGUGUCCGGCGACAAGCCCGUGUUCGUGGAGAGCGUCAAGCCGGGCGGGGCGGCACGCCGGGCCGGUCUAAUGCCGGACGAUAUGAUCCUGAAGGUCAAUGGAACAUCCGUGCGAGCAUUAACCCACACCCACGUGGUGGAACUGAUCAAAGCAGCAUCGGACGUCGUUGAGCUCACUGUGCAGCGUGGGAGCAACAGAAUGCAGCGCCCAUCGCCAUCGACCAACUCGAUCGCGCCAAUGACGCCGGUUGCGCAACGGAACAGCAUCACCGCUCCGCAGCCCGUUGAUUGUGCCAAGCAACGGGAGAUGGAAGUGCACAAGAUGAACACGCUGCAGCUGAUGCUCGAUCAGGUGAAGAAAAGCCGGGACACUCUGAUCGCCACCAACAAACCGCCCGUCGAGGUGGCCCGGGUCGACGCGACGAUACAGAAGCUGGAGAAGGAGCUGCAGCAAAUGCUUGGCGAGCCCGGCACCUAUCCGGCAUUCAGCCCGUCGGCGCUCAGCUCACCGCCACUGUUUCCGCAGCCGCAGCUCCCGAACAGUGCCCAAACGACCUCCACCACGCCCGCCUUUCUGUCGCGCUUUCCGCGCUCACUGUCCUCGCUGAGCCUGGGCACGAAGAAGAAAUCGAUCGACUCCAAAGAGAUUAGCUCGCCGUCGGCGGCCACCCUGUUCGGUUCGCCCGAGUGUCUUAGCCCAACGGACGGCGGUGGACCGUUCGGUGGGCUCACGUCGUCCGGCACGCCCACAAAGUCAGGGAAGAAGUACAGCGCGAGCAGUGCGGCCGACCAUCACCAUCAUCACCAUCUGCACGGCGGCGGCGGCGGUGGUGGUGGCAACCAUCACGGCCACCACCUGAACAGGAGCGGCAAUUUUGGUGGAAAACAACAGCAGCAGCAAAGUGCGGACAUACCGCCGCCGCUUCCGCAGCGCAACAACAUUCCAAAACGAGCGGACGACACGGUGGACAUGAUGUUGGUCGGGUCGCGGCGCAACAUUCUCGUCUCGGACCUCGAUCACCAGCUCGUGCUGUCGCCGGCGGCCCAGGAAACGGCGAGUUUACAUUCGGCCGGCUCGACCGGCUCGGCAAGCUCGAAAGCGAGCGGUGGCGGCAGUGGGAAAUCCUCACGUGGUAAAAAGAAAAACGGCUCAAGCGCUGCUGCGCACAGCAACAGUGUCAGCAGCAGCAACAACAAUAACAACAACAACCACAGCAGCAGCAAAGGCGGCAACGCUAACAGCAGUGUCGAUACGACCACGCUGCUUGAUGGCAACGUGCUGGCCACGGCAACGGCCACUACCGAGCUGCAGGCAGAGCCACCGCCCUUACCCCCACGCCAGCCCGGCAUGCUGGAGGUGGUGAACCAGAAUCUCAUACUGAACAGUGACAACAACGCCGGCAGCAGCAGCAGCAAUGGUGCCAACUCGACGACCGCGGCGAGCACACCGAACGGCAACAACAACCACAGCAGCGGGCGGGGUUCGCUCGAGAUGCGGCCGCCACCGAACAGCAUCAACACGCUGAUGAACUAUCCGCUCAUAACGACCUGCACCUCGGUGCGCGACAAUAUGGCGGCCGCCUUUCCGCUCUCCUACCGGCCAAACAUAGUUCACCAGAUGCAGCAGCAUCAGCAAUCGACCGCGAUGAAUCAAUCGGCCGCAGCCGGAGCUGGCGUGAACCAGUCCAUCAGCAAGAAGCACCGCCGCAUCGUGUCGUCGCCGGAAAACAUUGGCGCGAAGGAUUUCGGCAUGGUGGCGGGCGCCGAUCACCAUCACCAUCAUAGUGGGGGAUACCGGCAUCACAAGACGUCAUCCGACUCGUGGGACAAGCGGUCGGAGAUAACGCCACCGGGCACGCCACCGCCACCGUACCUGAGCACCUCGAUGACGACCGGUAGCCCGGCGGGAGGUGGUGGCCAUUCGCAGCAGCAGCAUCAUCCGCACCAUCAUCAUCACCAUGGCGGUCACCAUCCGCAUCACCAUGAGCAUACCACUGCCGGCGAUCUGGCGAUAGCGAAUCCGCUCAGCAGCAUCAACAACAAUCACCAUCAUCACCACCAACAACAGCACCACGGAAACAAUGGCACAGCGACGCACCCGGCAACGGGCCCCAACAACAUCAAUAGCAUUAACAACAACAAUGGAGCUAGCCACAUGUCCGCCUCGUACCAUGCGCACCAUCACCACCCAUCACACGGACAGCAGUCCCCGGUGGGCGCCACGAAUGCCGGAGGACCGGCGGGAGGCGUUGGUGGUGGUACCGCACCGGGCAGCAGCAUUGUGGCGGCGCAGGCGAACGUCGCCCAGAAGCCGAUCAUCUCGAUGGAGGACGACGACAUCUCGGACCAGGAAAGCUUCAUCGAGGAGAACAGCCCGUUCCGGUCGCUGACGCAGCUGCUCGAAGCGGACAAGUCCGUCUACCUGGCAGUGUUUCUCAACUUUGUGCUCACCAACUCCGACCCGUCGGCGCUGCUGUUCUACAUGAUCACGAUGCUGUACAAGGAGGGCACGGUGAAGGAUAUGCGCAAGUGGGCGUACGAGAUACACUCGACAUUCCUGGUGCCGGGCGCGCCGCUGCUGUGUGCGAACGUGGACGAGGCGCUGGCGCGCGACAUCGACGACGUGCUGCAGAAGGAAAACGACAAGGCGGAGAUACUGCGCAUGGUGUUCUGGCGCAGCCGGCUGAAGGCGAAGGAAAUGAUCAACCAGCAGCUGCAGCAGUUCCAGACGAAGCGCACGGCCGGUUUGGGGACGAUGUACGGCCCGAACGAUCAGCAGCUCCAGAUGGCCAAGGGCGACAAGGUGAAGGAGCAGCGCAUCAUCGACGAAACGCUGUUGCCCAAGCUGCAGCAGUAUCUCGAUGAACUGGAGCGCGAGUCCCCGAAGGAGGAUCCAAAGAAGUCGGCCCUUUGCUCGGCCCUGUCGACCGUACUGAUGCGGAUCUUCGUUACCCGCUGCAAUCCCGGCGGACCGAUCGACAAGGUGCACCACUUCGUGAGCCGGGAGAAAAGCUUCAAGAGCCGGCUGAUGGCCAAAAACCGGAAGCAAACGAUCCUCGGCCACAAUCUGCAUCUGCAGCCGUACUACGAGGUGACGCGCUGCAACCACUGUCAGAACAUACUGUGGGGCGUCAGCCCGCAGGGCUACCACUGCACUAAUUGCGAACUGAACAUCCAUCGGGCUUGUGCAAAAGAUCUGGUCGAGUGCUGUCCCGGGCCGGCGAUACAGAAGAACGACAGCAAAAUCACCAAACUCAUGGAGAAAAUCUCAAGUCGCAAUCAUCAUCAAGAUAAAUCUCGCCGUCACGAUGAUGAUGCGACCGCGGAUGAUACCACCAUUAGCGAGCGAGGAGCAAACACAUCUCUAGCCCGGCAGCCAUCGGACCGACGUCAGGACCUGAGUGGACAGCUAGCUAACACUAGCGGUGCCUCCGACCAUCUCAACAACUCAUCGUCCGAUGCCUACGGCUACAAACAGUCCGCCGAUGACGAUCAGUUCCGUGAGAAUGUCAAAUCCAAAUCUGCCCCCGUAUCGGUGAACCGAUCCGAAUCGUACAAGGAAAGAUCGCAGAAGAAAACGCGCACCACGCGACGGAAAACGUCCGAUCCGAGUCUCACAAAAACGGCUGACGAACAGAAUGAGGCGUCCUCGUUGGCCAACAACAACUAUUCCAGCAGUUCCACAUCUAGUCUUCCAUUGGCACUGGACAGCCGAUCGGCCUCGAUGGAGGCGGUCGGUGGCGGUGCAACGACUGCGGUCUCCUCGGCUGGUCCAGCAGGAACCGUCAGUGGUAUCAACCCGACGCACUCGUCACCGGGCGGCGUCGGCCUACCGUCGAGCGCGUCCACCACGAGCGGCGGCACCGGUGGUGGUUUGCAUGGUGGCCCGGUCGGUAGCGGAGGCAGCGGUGGACCGGGCGGCCUGAACGUUCCUACCGCCCGCGAGUGGAUCGACAGCGACGACGAGGGUACGGUCGAGCCGGAGGCGGACUGGAGCUCGAACAUCGCGCCCGAAAUACUCUCCUCGAUCGGCGACCUGGAAAAGAAGCGCCAGGAAGUGAUUAACGAGAUUUACCAAACCGAGCGCAAUCACGUCCGCACGCUGAGGCUACUGGAGGGCAUCUUUAUGCGGCCACUGCAGGAGUCCGGUGCGCUGCCGCACGACCUACUGAACCUGCUGUUUCCCCACUCGCUGAUCCACCUGAAAGAUCUCCACACUGCGUUCGAGCUGAAGCUAAAACAGCGGCGCAGCGAGCACGGCAACAUCGUACGUGAGAUCGGUGAUCUGCUGCUGACUAUGUUCGACGGCCAAACCGGUGAGGAGCUAAAGGAACAUGCGGCCCACUUCUGCGCCCGGCAACAGAUCGCCCUGGAGGCGCUGAAGGAGCGGCGGAAAAAGGACGAGCAGCUGCAGCGCAUUCUGACCAAGGCCGAAUCUCACAAGGCGUGCCGCCGGCUGCAACUAAAGGAUCUGCUGCCGACCGCGCUGCAACGGUUGACCAAGUAUCCGCUGCUGUUCGACAACCUGUAUAACUUUACCGUGCGCAGCACGCCGAAGAACGAGGGUGAGGCGCUCGCGAUCCGGAAGUCGCACGAGUCCGCCAAACGGAUACUGGAUCACGUCAACCAGGCAGUGCGAACGGAGGAAGAUAUGCAUAAGUUGGCAACAAUCCAACGCAAACUCGACAAGAGUGGGCUGGAUAAGGAAGCUGCUGUUGAAUUUAAGAAUAUUGAUCUAACCGUACGUAAGCUAAUCCACGAUGGGCCUUUAACGAUGAAGAAGAAUCCAGGUGUACAACUGCAUGGGCUGCUGUUCGAAGAUAUCAUGGUGUUGCUGCAGAAGCAGGAUGACAAGUAUCUUGUCAAGUAUCACUCUAGUCCCGGGCUCGGCGGAAGCGAAAGCAAGUACGCCGAGGGCCGCUUUAAUCCGAUCACCAAAAUCCAUCUCAUCCUGGUGCGACAGAGCGCCGUCGACAAAAACACGUUCUUCCUAAUCAACACCAACGUCUCGCAGAUGCUGGAACUGACCGCGCCGAGCAGCACCGAGUGCAAAACAUGGUUUAAGCAUAUUUCCGAUGCCGCCGAAGCGUACAAAUCACGUACCAAAGGAACGCACGAGUACGGUGAGGACAGUGCCGGUGGUGGUGCUGGUCAGCCACCGAAGGACAGCUUCGAAACCGUCACCGAGACGCAGAAGAUCGAACAGACCUCGACGCCGAUCGAGCGGCUCGAGCGCAAGGACACGCAGUGUCGGGCGGUGAGCAGCAGUGCCGGCCAUCAUCACCAUCACCACCACCCAGCACAGCCGCAUCACCCGCACCAGCAGCAGCAACAGUCACCUGCGAGUCAGCAAGCUGCCGGUCAGCCGCACCACCACCACCAUCAUCCUCAGUCCGGUGGUGGUCGAUCGGAUGACUCGCGCCUCCCGUCCGUGCCUGGUGCGCCCGACUCGAGCGGUGCCAACGAAACGGAGGACAAUCUGGAGAACGAGGAGAAGGAAAAGUUUAAGCGCAGCUCGCGGCGACACGGUUCUCGCGAGGAGUGCAACGGCGGUGGCCGAUCGUCCGACGAGGAGGAGGAGGAGAACGGGCAGCAGGAUGACGAGGACGAUGAGCGCUAUACGCGCGGUCAGUCGGGACGCCAGGGAUCGUCAAACAAUACGCGCACGAUCACGCAGCAGUGCUCGCUGGUCGCACCGAGUGAAAUUCAUGUGAGCGUAAGCGCGACGCUUACGGCGGAACCGAUCCUCACACCGGCGGAGCAACUGCGCCGGUACGAUCAGCUGAUCCAGAAAACGCUCGCCAGCAAGCAGCGGGUCGUGUGCGACAUGUUCAAGGUGCCGGACGAACACUUCCAGGCGAUCGCGGACAUCGCCGCCCAGCCGGAGGCACCGAAGGAACCGACCGACCUGGUGCUGGCCGCAUUCGCCUACGGCCAAACGUUGAUGGAGAUCGUGAGCGAGUGCAUGCGGGUGUCGGAGAGCCAGCAGGUUAGUGCCGUGUCGACCGCCGUCUGCGAUGACUGCAGCGUGCUGGCUGCUGCUACCGGUAGCACCAAGCAGUCGAACCAUCACCAUCACAUUCCGUCGCCCACCACCACCACCACCAAAGAACCGCUCAGCGAGCCGACCGUACCGACGAUAGGUGGUGGUCCAGUGCCUUCGGCAACGGCGGCUUCCGCCACCAUCAGCACCGCGACAACGGCCACAUUCUACAACAGUGCCCCGGCACCGAUCGGGGUGGUGGCGGCCCAGGAUCAGAACGUCAGCAUCACGGAGGAUGAGGACGGCUACUGUGAGAUCGAUGAAGUCCGAGCUGCGGCCGUGCUGCUGGCGGAGAAUGAGAAGGCCCGUAAGCUUACGGAAGCUGCCGCAGCAGCAGGUGGAGGAGUGGCGAGCGGUGUCGAUACGUUGGAUGAUGGAGGUGACGUUGGUCGUGCUUCGCAAUCGCCCGAGUCUCACAUAGAGAUCAAUGAGAAUUAUGACUCGACGCAGAGUCCAUCCAUGACGCAAAAAUACUCGGGAACAGCGCUGGGACCGGAGCAGUGCGGCAAGAACCGCUUACUUCACGCCUCGAAUCUCGCCCCUACCGUACCGUGCCAUCUGAUAGCGAGCUACGUGACUGGUUUGAACUCGCAAAUUUCGCAGCUCUUGCAUAAGAUUAGUGAAAAGGAUAUGGAACGAGAACAUCUGCGGCGGGAAAAUCAACACUUGCGGGAGCUGCUGAAUGCAAUGCAUCAGGAACGUGUUUUAGAAUCACAGGAAACCAACCAAGAUCAGCAGCAAAACGCACCGGGCGAUGAGCAGACGACGUCAUCAUCUCUUUCUGCGAUGGGCCCGGAAGUGGCAGCAACUCAGCCACCACCAUCGCAGCAGCAGCAGCAACAACAACCAACGUCUCCAUCAUCGGAGGAACCUUCCGGGACGACGGUAGACAACGGGAGUGCACCAACAGUGCCUACGGACUGAAGCAAUAUAAACGGCCGCCAAGAGCAGUAGCCGUGUCUAGUUCGAGCGUGACCACUUGUGCUAGUAGUGCUUAAAGCAGACAGAGAGAGAGAGAGAGAGAGAGAGAGAGAGAAAGAGAGAGAGGAGAGAUAGAAAGAGAGAGAGAGAGGAGAGAUAGAAAGAGCACAAUCGCGAUCGAAUUUGUAUUGUUUUUUUUUUGUUUUUACAGACACAGUGUUGAAAAUAUGUUCCCCAUUUUUAACACAAAUGUAGACGCAAUCGAAGCACACCCUACUCACAAACACAAACACACACACACGACAAAAACACGUCGAGAUUCGUGAAUGAAAGCAUGGUGAAAGCAAUCGCCCCUAUUGUGUUAAGGAAAAAAAAAGCGAAAUGAACGGAUGGAACCGAAGAAAAGGAUUAGUGAAAUAAAAGUAAACCCACACAGAGACAGAUACACCUCCUUUUUCGCGUAUUUACGCACGAGAACACAUAGACAACAUGUACAGAACACGUCGCUGGAGAGGAAGCGUAUGAACAGAGCCGCGCUUUAACCAGCUGAAGAAGAAUGUUAACAAUUUUAGAAGGUCAAUAUGUUUUGUAUAGUCUGCAACCGCCGCAGUAUACUAAUUGUGAGUAGCGCUUAUACAGUAUCAUUAUUUGGUCAGUGUACAUAAUGCGAAAUUCUCUGCAAACGAGCGCAAACAACUCUCUGCUUCCGCAUUAACCGCACGGUGUCGUAUGUGGCGGAUCGGGUUGUGAUCCGGCUAGCUUCUUGUAACGUAACUAGUAAGAACUGUAAAGUGACUACAAUUACAUCAGUGAGUAUACUUAUACGAUGGCAUUAUGUUCCAAUUUGUACAGUAGCUUUCCAUGUUCAUCCUUUUUUAAUCGUUUCGCCACCCUUUCGCAGUUUUCGAGACCCUGCGCUUAAACAUUCGCCUUCUUUCCGAUCGUUGUUUACGUCACAGGUGGUGUGUUCUGGCUACCCAGCCGACACGCAACAGCAUGUUGUUUCAUUCUUUUGUUCCUUCUCUGUAUGUGUGUGUGUGCGUGUGUUAUUCAGCUGCUGGAUGCCUUUAAAAGCAAAACAACAGACAAAAGUAAACGAAAUCCGUAAAACAAGUAUACGUGGAGUGGCCGUGUGUCCGAGCACAUCGAUGUAAUUGAUUUACUACUUGUACUGUGUAUGGACACAACAACACACACACAUACAUACACAACACACACACUUUAGUGCUUAUGGUUUAGAAAACGAAAAACAAAACACGAACGGUUGAACGCUCUAGCAUUCUUUUAUUAUUAUUAUUAUUAUUAUUAUUAUUAUUAUUAUUAUUAUUAUGAUUAUUAGUUAUAUUAUAUUAUUAUUCUAUUCUAUAUUAAAACUAUUACAUAAAGAAAAAACAAACAAAAAAUGAAACCACUUUUUAUUGCUAUCAGUUACUGCUAGCACUAACCGACGCGAUGCUGCCGAAACUGUUGUGAAAUCGAAAACAAAACGAAGCGAUGACAAAUUGUGCGGCACACGAACACACCAAGAAUUGAUGGUGAAACAAAGUCCCUGUGAACAACAAAUCGAAAAUGCAAUCAUUGCUUGUUUUUUCAUGCUGUGAUGAACAGGAUAAGAGAGAGAGAGAGAGAGAGAGAGAGAGAAAGAGAGAGAGAGAGAGAGAGAGAGAGAGAUGAAGAUAUUUUUUUGUUGCUUUAUUGUUUUUUUUCUUCCCUUUUUUAUUUGUAUUUUGGUGAUCGUUAUCAAGCUGGUUUGGUGGGGAAAUAGUAGACAGAAACGAGUAAGGAAUGAUACAUCAAUUGAGAAAGUAAGCCAACCGGAAGCACCUUUUAAUAAAUCAUCGGAAUUGAACAUAUAAAGAUAGAGAGCGAGGGAAAAUGCUUUUACUGCAGAAAGUGCAUCAUGUAAAGUAGUGUCAACACAACAACAGCAACAACAAAAUCAAAAACAUAAUACAAUCAUCUUGACCCAACUGGAUACACCAACUUUCAACACUUUUCCUAUUAAUCCUAUACAAAACACACUCACGACUACCUAUACAUAUAUGCUUUUUAGCUUUAGCCACAAUGGUUAAUGAAAUUUGAAAAUAACAAAAAUACAAAUCGAUUCAAAUUUGCGGCUUAGAACGGAAACGGAAGGAAAAACAAUUCGUGUAAAAAAGGUGCAUGUGAUAUAUUUAGGAAGAAGCAAUGAAAUACGACUACUAACCGGCUGAUGGAAGGCAGCUGCAAGGCCGUUUCAUGUACUCCACAUGUUGAUUUAGUUUAGUUACUAUUCAUACUGCUUUCAUACUAUAGGCUGCUUCCUCUUGUUUUAUUGUUUAGAAGUAGCUCUUUCUAUAUUCUUCUACUUCUGGAGAUCGUUGUAGUCCUUUUUACGACAUCUCAAAACAUUUACAGUCAUUUUAAGUUUUAUUAGUUAACCGUGUUGCUAAAAAGCGCCAAUCAAGCUGUUAACAAGCCGAUAAUAAGACCGGUUUACAGCGCUAUACAGAUUGCAUACUUACAUUCACUUGAAAAUUUCGCCUAAAGAUAUGCAAUUACUGUUGAUGAUCUGCCUUUUUAUCGCAUUGUUAGCAGCUUGUUUUGCGAAGCCGGAACACUUUUGAAUUCAAUUGAAAUAGGCAGUUUGAUACCAAAUUUAAGCAAGCAAGUACAGUAGGAGGUUGUAACUUUUAGUGAGAGGAUUGUUAAACCUUCGUCUCCGCAAAUGAAAAAAAAAAUUAAAAUAUCCGUAAAAAUUUAAGCAAAAAAAACUCCGAACGAAAAGUAUUAGUGAGAGAGGGAUGCCUUAUUUUGAAGACAUUUUUUGUGGGCGUUUCAAAGCUACACCUUUAUCGUAAUUGAAGAUAGAAAGAGAGCGGAAGGGUGAAAAGCAAAUUGAAAAUGAAAUUCUGAAACAAUUCAUAAACUCUGAUAUCAAUUGGUGUGGAAGUGGUUAAAGGAUUCCUAUCCUCCAUCUUGGUGUUAGGUAUGAUUUAUUUCCUUCCUUUGAGUUGCCUUUUUGCAUGUGGUACACGAUGGAAUUGAAAAAAAAAAACAAACCAACUCUCUGUGAGGAUUGUUGUUGUAGGCACUUAUCACUAAGUAGGCUAAACGUUUACACCGACUUCCAAUUACUUAGCAAUUUUGAUGUUGUACAUCCUCCGGGUAACAACAGGGGAUCGUUUCUCCGCUUGCUUGGAUGAAUAUCGUUCCAUUGAAAUGCUUUUUGGGUGUAUUUAUUUAUGCUCUACUGCUUCUUUGCUUUGUUCCUUUCUACAUCUAUUAAUUGAUCGUAGUUUAUUUGAAAAUGAAAAUCAAAGCCAUGUGAACUUUUAUUGAAUUUAUUGUUCCUACUUUCAUGAUAUUGAUUAAAAAAAGUGUUGUUCGUUUGAAUUGCAACACUAAGUAUUAACACAACAUGUGGCAACCCUCCAAUGUGCUCCUCCAACUGCAACUAUCUAUGCAAAUAAGCUUAAUCGGUAAACGACAAACAUGAACUACAAAAAUAAAUGCACACACUCAGCACGAGAGCUCUGCCACGUUGUGUGUGAUUGAUUAAAACGAGUAACAAUCUAGAGCAAACAAAAAAAUAUAAACCUUUUGCAAAAAUAAGCACACAAUCGCGACACACUCUGUACAAUAGCUGCACGCAUUUACACAUACAUAUACCGAUGUAUAUUUGCAUACUGGGGAAAACCCAAAGCGCCCCCUCCCAUCGUUAACAACCACCCGCUCGGUUUUUCUUAUCUCUUGACGCAUGUAAAGCAUUUUGGAUAAAGCGAGGAGCGGGAUGUGAGACCAUUAUCAGCUUUCCUCUUUUUCCUCUUCCCCGCAUUCUAUCACUCGGUAUAGGCAUUUAAUACAGCAACAAAAACGCACCCAACACUGCACCUCCUGUAAUACAAAGAUUGAAGGGGUGACAGCAUUUUUU